Colletotrichum scovillei is the source of this 1602-nucleotide messenger RNA. RefSeq lists its product as uncharacterized. The record is from RefSeq and is a predicted model, not a curated record. NCBI's taxonomy places the organism in Eukaryota, Fungi, Ascomycota, Sordariomycetes, Glomerellales, Glomerellaceae. Bases 1 to 1602 code for a protein of 533 amino acids. The transcript has a single exon.
AUGAGCAACGACGCGGAAAAGUUCGCUAAAGAGUUGAGAGAUCUCUUGGGGGUGAAGGGGCCACCGGACCCAGGAUCGACGACGAGUUUCUCGGCUAGGGCUGUUUAUUUUUCUGGCUCAGUGGCAGAGGUUACUCGCAAGUUGGAGGACUUGGGAAGGUCGUCAUCCCACGGAAGUCAAUACAGCAGGAUGUGGGUUCGCUUUGAGAAUUCAGAGGAACCAAAGUCAGAGGAACUAAAGUCAGAGGAACAAAAGUCAGAGGAAGAAGCCUGGAGAGACCGGCUGAGAAAAAAGCGUGCCACUGACGCCAGACUCAAGGAAUUGGAUGCCAAGUCGAGGGCCAACCAGGCUCAAAUGCCGGCCACCAACAACAGCAGCCGCUUUGCUCCUCCAACAGCCAGCGACUACCAUCCGUCCGUCUCUGGAUCCUCGGCUCCACGUGAGCGCUACUCCAAACAUCGCUCCCGCGAAAGAAACCCCCCGCAACACCAGCAGAAGGAGGUCCGGCAGAAUUCUGGAUCCUCGCCUCUACGUGAGCGCUACUCCGAACAUCAAUCCCGCGAAAGAAGCCCUCCGCAAUACCAGCAGAGAGAGGUUCAGCAGUAUCGCCAGCGUGACGAUCACAGUCGCGAGGGAUCACGCUAUCGGAACACAAGUCCAUUCUACCAAAGUGAGACUCAACGGCCUAUUCAUGAAGCCGGGGCUUCUCGGGACGCUCAGAAUUUUCCGGCUGCUGAAGAGUGGGCCAGGCGACAGAGCCUCAUGGUCAAGAAGCCCAUGAAGGAUAGGUGGAUCUGGCAAUCCAGGGCCCAUCCCCCUUACCACAAGAAGGUUCACUUGACCAAGCAAAGACAGGCCGAGUUCGAGACUCGUGGCUUAGAGUGUCUUGAUCACGGCAAGAGGUUCAAGAUCACUGCCGUCUGCGGCUCAUGUGGGCACAAGCACCACUAUCUCUGCGACUGUCCGAUCCCCGAUGAGUCUGGAUUUGUUUCUGGCUGUCCAUUAUGCAACACGACUGCCCAUGACUGGGAUGACUGCAAGCGCUCUGGCGUGCUCACUUGGAUGCAGCAGUACGAGAUCAUGUUCUUCCGCCGUAUCAACAUGCCCCCCAUCCGCUCCCGGAAGCCUUGGAUCAUGUGGGAGAAGGAAAGAAUUGAUCAGGGACUCUGGUCUUGGGACCUUCAGGGAGUGUAUCCUUGGACUUUGGCUUUUGUCCGGGAAUUGAAGCAGUCGGAGCGUCCCUGGGUUAACUUCGAUCACAAGCUCUGGAAGAAGGAGAGAGCAGGAUUGCCCAAGGAUCCGGCGACACACCUAUACAGUGCUGAGCAACUCAUCGACUACGCCCCAUUGUUAGAGGAAAGGAGUGCCUCUAGUGAGGACCAUAUCCGCAACAGCGGAAACACGUUGCAGAGCGGUCUUAAUGCCGCGGCCCACAACACCCAGACGUCGCAGGACGUUGCGAACGCGGUCGCCACGCCCCCUGGCCCCAAACGAGAAGAUAUAACAGAGGACGACACGUCAGAAGGUAAGCAGUCAGAGAGCAGCAAGUCAGCGGACGAGGAGUUACUGACCGGGACAGCGAUUGCGAGAAGACGCUUGUGA